AUGAAAUUUUUCGAAAACAAAAUUGCAGCAGAACUGUAUACUUACGAUGUCAUCUUAUCACUGCUGGACAUUAUCAUUCGGAUCACCGUUAUCAGUCUGGUGCUGUACCUUACACUGCUGAAAGUCUCGCAGAGUUUCUUUAGGGCGUUCACUUUAAAUCUAAUCGUCCUUUUCAUAGCGGAUGAUGUUGUUAUCAUUGCCACUGAUGUAUAUUACAUUCAGUUACUGUACACCGAGAUCGACAGCUACAUAUGGUUUGUUUUUGAGUAA
Molecule: messenger RNA, 270 nt
Organism: Gongylonema pulchrum
Lineage: Eukaryota; Metazoa; Nematoda; Chromadorea; Rhabditida; Gongylonematidae
Source: the annotation of a GenBank genome assembly